UAUUUAUUAGAUUACGCAAUUUUGCUCCUGGACGACUCGCAAAGCUCUAUCCUUGACAUCGACUUCAGAAUCGAACUCGAGCCAUAACUCCACAGCUCAUAACAAGAAGGCGGAUGACCAAAAGAACGGCUUCGUCAUCGCUAACUUCGUAGCAAUGUUUCAUAUCCAAUCCAGUCCAAUGUACACAACACUAAACACUUCUAUUCCGAGGCAUGUACGUACAACAGAAAUGUCCACCAGGGUACGGACGUCGCGGUUUUUCUUGCGAAGAAUGCCCUGCCGGAUGGUUCGGCGAUGGUGUCUGCCAACCAUGCCCUCCGAAUACCUACACUCUUCGGACAGGAUCCGCUUACUGCCUGCAGUGUCCGCCAAACACCUUUAUUGGAACACAGUGUCGCUCGACAGGCAACGCUGUAGAGUUGAGUCUUCUAGGCCUUGUGAUGAAGUACGGAUUCUUUACAACCCUAGUGCUCUCCCUGACUAUGGGUUGUAUUCUCACUUGGUUCGUCUGCCGUAAACGACCGAAGGGCGCAGCGAACGAGAAGCAGUUGAACGCGUCUCAACCUCUCUUGCUAGCAGAUUCGAAAGGUAGUGGUGACGAUGACGAUGCGGAUGACACUGCGGUCAACGAACGCGAGGAGGAAGACAUGGGAGUGACGUCGAGCGUGCCGCCACCCGAGAGCAGCAGCGAGGAAGAGGGUGGAGGAGACGCCUCGCCUUCAAAGUCGCUCAUGUUGAAGCGACUUCUGGAACAAGGGGCUGUUCUCCCCGUCCAAGGGGUGGAUAUUAACGAAAUAUCAAUGCGAGCGAAGCAACUUCGAUCCAAACCAUCCAGGACUGAACAGAGCAAGAGAAGCUAUCUUCGUUAACCUUAACGCUCAACUAUCAUAAUAUGGAUAUAAUCUUCCUUCGUGAAUCACAACAAAAAUCGAGCACGCAUAUAACGCAUAAAGCUAUAUCUCAUAUUAAAAAAAAA
Molecule: messenger RNA, 976 nt
Organism: Ornithodoros turicata
Lineage: Eukaryota; Metazoa; Arthropoda; Arachnida; Ixodida; Argasidae
Exons: 5
Coding region: 213-869 (218 amino acids)
Source: RefSeq, a predicted model, not a curated record